GCGCUCGUUCCACGUGCGGCGGCGCAAACCAAUCAGGGUGACUCAUGCAGCGAGCCAAGCUCGCGCGGCAACUCGGGUGUCGCGCGCCUCUUCAGCAUUGUACUGGCGGCGGAGCGGACAAAAGUUCGUUGUUAGUUUCUCCUCCACUUCGCUGAGCGUAUUUUCGUAGCCAGUGGUUAAGUUAAAGCCCGUUUGUUCAAGCAGAGGACGUAGGCGAACUCGAAAGCUGAACUGGCGUUUAAAGGCUGCUCACUAGAAGUUGGACGCGACUGCGGUGGACGUUAUUGUUGGGCGUCCCGUGGGGUUUAAAGUGCAGCUAGCAGUAGCGCCCGCGGCUACUAGCACUCACUUAGUCGCGCUAACCUGCAGCCACAUCUUCGCCGUAUAGUUCGUUUGAACGCUAUGGCAGCCGUGUGCCAGCCACGACGUGCCCUGGUGGAAAUACCAGCUCCACAGCCCAAAAUUGCAGCACGCAUGAGGAGGUCUUACCUGGAAAUACUCAGCGCUCCGUCUCCCCACGCAAGAGGAAGAAGCACGAAGCGAGUGCCUUCAUUGAAUUUGUCUAUUGACGGCCUGUGGAGGGGGCGACUGGAGGAGCAGUGUGAAAAGAUGGACGAGCACCAUAGCCCCAUCUCCAAUCAGCAGCUCGCACAGCUAAUCAGAUCCCUCAUAUUAGUUGAACAGAGCCAAGAGCCACGGAUCCUGACCUCGGACCUCAAGUACCUCCAGGAGGACUUGCAACUUAAGAAGGCUAAUGUUUACAGAUCGAUACCCUAUUCGCGAUUCGGUUCCAACAGGGAUGCUCACUGCUACAGAAAGGCAUAUCCUCACCUGGUGGCAUUCAAAGUUUCGUGUCAGGAGUGGGGCCAGGUUCUACUGCGAAACAAAGAGUGGGACGCCGUUCUGGAGCACACGCUGAUGGCCUGGCGCUACACCAGCGAGUUGCCUCAGUGGGAUACAGCGAACCACAAUGCUCUCCGGGAGCAGUGCUACAACAUUCUGGCUGCUAAUGGCCUCGCUGCUCUCCAGCACUACAGCCCUGAACUCUGCAGAGGACGCGAGCUGCUCAGGAGGUUGAAGAUGGCUCAGCUACACAGCAAAUCCAUUGUUCCCUGUAUUCAGGAGUUGCAGAGGAUCAUUGGAUGUGCAGAUGAUUAUACCAUGGAUGCCAAAUAGCGCAAGAAUCUGUAACUGUCUGCCUUAACUUGAAAAUAUUGCCUCAUAUUUAAUAUCAUGUACUUUGUGUUAUGGGCCAAAAACCAUAUUUAUGGUAGUUUGAGAAACCACUACAGUAUUCUUCCAAAGUGGCAUGGCAGCUAAAGGUAAUGAAAACCUUUCCCUACAUCACUAUGAAUGCAAUACACCAGUCUUUUAUUAUCACUGCCUCUUUACAAGAACUGGAAAGUAUUACUUCAGAUUGUGUGUUACAUGGCUCCCUUCAUGAUGUGUUUAAGCAUUAGCAAUGAGCCAGACUUAUUGCUAAAGAAUUUACAAUCAAACAGAAGUUGCAUGGUGUUUUCCUGCCUGCAAUGUUAUGUAUUUUUUUAAAACCUUUAUAUAGAAAACGUUUUGCAUUGACCAAUGAAAUGUAAAGUAUGAAACAGCCUUGUUGAUUUAUAUGGCUGUGAUUGUAUAUGUGUUUGUUACUGUUCACAAAACCUGGAAAUGUGGCCUGUGCCAUCUCUGACUGUAUGUGUUUUAUGUUGUCUGUCAAUGGUUGCACUGUUGUGGUUUGUCCUGAAAACUUGAAAUUUUGAUAAAAUCCUUAAUUUAAGUAAAGUUUGUACUGCAAAGAAA
Messenger RNA from Betta splendens (Siamese fighting fish), 1797 nucleotides. RefSeq lists its product as uncharacterized. The transcript has 6 exons. Gene Ontology annotation, biological process: proteasome localization; nuclear protein quality control by the ubiquitin-proteasome system. The coding region runs from base 403 to 1176 and encodes 257 amino acids. The record is from RefSeq and is a predicted model, not a curated record. NCBI's taxonomy places the organism in Eukaryota, Metazoa, Chordata, Actinopteri, Anabantiformes, Osphronemidae. Gene Ontology annotation, cellular component: nucleus.